AUGUCCGGCGCUGAUGAGGUCUCUGCGGUGGAAGGAGCCUCCGCCGUGUUACCGUGUACUUUCACCCACCCACCUCCUGAUGUCGCCCUGAACGGCUCCGUGAUCUGGAACAAGACCGAACCAGGUGCUACAAAACCGGUGUUUAAGUGCACAUAUCCCGGUUCCGGCCCCUCCGGGUGCGAUACAACGACACAGGAGGCUGGAGGAGGGCGGUUCGGAUUCGUGGGGAACCUCAGUCGGAGAGAUGCCUCGAUAAUGGUGGAGCCUCUGAACCGGAGUGACGGUGGUCGGUAUCGGUGCCGGGUGGAGCUCAAUGUUAACAGCUUUCAAACGGUGGUUCCAACAGAUCUGUCUGUGAGAGCUCCCAAUGAGAGUGUCUCUGUGAUGACUGGAACUGAGGGAGCUUCGGCCACGUUACCCUGUGUGUUCACACGGCCUCGGCAGAGCCUCACCGCACACACGGUGACGUGGAUGAGGAAGGAUCCCUACCGAAUCAUCGUCACAUUCAGGCACCAUGGAAAUGGAUCGUGGGUAGCGGAAAACGGAGUGACUCGGUACGAGCUCGUCGAGGACCUAGAGCUGGGAAGCGCCUGGAUCAGGAUAAAGCAGCUGAGAGUGGAGGACAGUCACAGCUACCUGUGUCUGGCUGAGUUCAGGAACAUGAAGCAUGAUUAUUCAUCCGACAGAGAGCACAUCACACCUCCAUUUAUACAUGUGUUCCAGAGUGAGAUCCGGUUGCAGGUCAGACCAGCUAACUCAAACUCAAACUCUCUCAUUUACGUGCUGGUCGUUCUGGUUCUCCUGCUCCCAGUCUGUGUCCUCCUGGCAGUCUCCUGGAAGAAGAAAGUUCACAUCUGGCUGAUGGGUUUCAUCAGAGGUACGAAAAGGAAUGUUCCACCUUCGACCCGAUCGGAGCAGGAACAGAAGCCGCCUCAGUCAGAGCAGUCAGAUUCCUUCACUUAUGCCAACAUUUCAACAGGACUUGGGAAGGCAAGAAAACCUCAAACUGAAGAUCAAGAGCAGCCAGAUUCCUGCACUUACGCCACUAUUUUGAUGAGAGGUGAGAAGGGAAGCAAACCACAAGCUGAAGAUCAAGGUGGGCAGAAGCAGGAAGCUGGACCUCCAGAGGUGAUCUAUGCGGCGGUGGUGAAGAAACAGUAAUAGCCAAGGAGGACUCAACCCGGGGGAGGAGGCUGCACCAUUCCCAUCCUCGGUCCAGGAGAGACAACACUCACUACUGACUCCUCCUGGCAUGUCUAUGCUUCUGGAAUACAGUUGUAACAUGCUGUAAGGUUUCACUGAUAAUGUAAUGGUUUCUCUGUAGCAGCAAUGUUUGGGUUAUGACUAGAGAUAACGGUUUGGAAUGCUGUUGUUCGUUCUUGUGACUCUGGAAGAGAGAUUUUUGCCUGGGAGAGAUGAGGAGAGAAGACGUGAAUGGAGAGAGUUGGUAGAUUGCCGGACGGGGUGGACUUGGAGCGAGGGUCCAAAGGACAUCGAUGAUCGGAGGAGGUCGAUGGUGGACAAUUGGCUUAUCAGUGAGCUCCAACAUUGCACAAUAGACUGUUUCAUAAGAUUGGGCCCUUUCCCUUUUUUGCUUUCUUUACUA
Molecule: messenger RNA, 1606 nt
Organism: Hypanus sabinus (Atlantic stingray)
Lineage: Eukaryota; Metazoa; Chordata; Chondrichthyes; Myliobatiformes; Dasyatidae
Exons: 9
Coding region: 1-1161 (386 amino acids)
Biological process (GO): regulation of osteoclast development; regulation of actin cytoskeleton organization; regulation of bone resorption
Cellular component (GO): plasma membrane
Source: RefSeq, a predicted model, not a curated record